This is a messenger RNA of Talaromyces stipitatus ATCC 10500, 1972 nucleotides long. Its product is annotated as glutamine amidotransferase:cyclase. Gene Ontology annotation, molecular function: imidazoleglycerol-phosphate synthase activity; oxo-acid-lyase activity. The coding region runs from base 259 to 1914 and encodes 551 amino acids. NCBI's taxonomy places the organism in Eukaryota, Fungi, Ascomycota, Eurotiomycetes, Eurotiales, Trichocomaceae. The record is from RefSeq and is a predicted model, not a curated record. Gene Ontology annotation, biological process: L-histidine biosynthetic process. The transcript is spliced from 3 exons.
CCAACGAAGACCAGUCGCCGUACUAUCAUACUCAGUCUGCGUGUGCUUGUUCACAGGUCGAUUGGCUGAUCAACGACUUUCCGAUUUCGGCAUCCGCUCUCAUCAAAAAGUCUGUAUAACGGGAGGGUAAAUUCUGUAUGACUCACCAAUUCUGAGAGCUACGUGCUAUAAAAUAUACGCUUGUGCUGACCAGGCAAAAUCAAAUUGUCUGAAGUUCACCAUCUCAACAGUCGAAUUGAACAAAAGUGUUCGUCAGCCAUGCCUUCUGUGCAUCUGUUGGACUAUGUUGCGGGGAAUGUCAGGUCCUUGGUGAACGCAAUCAACAAAGUCGGCUACGACGUUGAAUGGAUUAAGUUCCCAGAAGAAGUUCGCAAUGCAGAAAUUUUGAUCUUACCUGGAGUGGGACAUUUUGGACAUUGUCUUUCCCAACUUUCGUCAGGUGGCUUUUUAGAACCCAUUAAAGAGCACAUUGACUCUGGAAAGCGUUUUAUGGGUAUCUGUGUUGGUCUCCAAGCAUUGUUUGAAGGCUCAGAAGAAGAUCCUCAGAUCCCCGGCCUGGGCGUAAUCCCCUCGCGCCUACGCAAAUUUGACGACACAAGCAAGAGUGUACCACAUAUUGGAUGGAACUCCGCGAAAACCAGCAACAGUGAGGGCUCAGAAGCCUCCAACAUUUACGGACUGCGUGAAGAGAGCAAAUACUAUUACGUUCAUUCUUAUGCUGCGCCAUAUGAACCCGGUGUUCUAGAGAAGCAGGGCUGGUCAGUAGCCACCGCUCACUAUGGAGAGGAAAAAUUUAUCGGCGCCAUAGCACGUGGCAAUGUCUUUGCGACACAGUUCCACCCGGAAAAGAGUGGACAAGCUGGAUUGCGCACUAUCCGUGCAUUUUUGGAUGGGGAGCUUUCACAGAAACAGGAGCCAUCUUUACCUUCUAGUGCACGGAGAGAUGGAUUGACUCGGAGGGUUAUAGCUUGUCUCGAUGUACGCACAAAUGACCAAGGCGACCUGGUCGUCACGAAGGGAGACCAAUACGACGUCCGGGAAAAGAGCGGUGUUUCUUCUGGUGGCCAAGUGAGGAAUUUGGGAAAACCAGUUGAUAUGGCCAGGAAGUACUACGAGCAAGGAGCAGACGAGGUCACAUUUCUUAACAUAACAUCCUUUCGCAACUGCCCUCUUCAAGACUUGCCGAUGCUGGAGAUUUUACGGCGUACAUCGGAGACUGUGUUUGUGCCUCUGACAAUUGGAGGAGGCAUCCGAGAGAUGACAGACACUGAUGGAACUCAAAUAUCGGCCUUGGACGUUGCAAAGAUGUAUUUCCAGUCCGGUGCUGAUAAAGUAAGUAUAGGAUCUGAUGCCGUAAUUGCCGCGGAAGAAUAUUAUCAGAACGGGAAGAAAUUAUCAGGAAAGACUGCAAUAGAGCAGAUUUCUAAGGCAUACGGAAAUCAGGCAGUUGUUGUUAGCGUCGACCCCAAACGUGUCUACGUAAGUGGGCCGGGAGCAACAAAUCAUCACACAAUCAAAACGAGGUUCCCAGAUGCCAAUGGACAGGACACGUGUUGGUAUCAGUGCACGAUCAAAGGAGGCAGAGAGAUGCGCGACCUCGAUGUUCGACAACUCGUGCAAGCAGUUGAAGCCAUGGGCGCUGGCGAGAUCCUUUUGAACUGCAUCGACAAGGACGGAAGCAAUAGUGGUUUUGACCUGGAAUUAAUUCAAGACGUUAAGGAUGCUAUCAAGAUCCCAGUUAUUGCUUCUAGCGGAGCCGGAAAGCCAGCCCAUUUUGAGGAAGUUUUUGCAAAUACCACAACAGAUGCGGCACUAGGAGCUGGAAUGUUUCAUCGGGGAGAGUUCACCGUAGAUGAUGUUAAGAAUCAUCUAGUGGAAAAAGGAUUUUUGGUCCGAAGACCUGAAAAAGAAUAAUUGAAGCAGAUAUGACAAUUGAAAAUAUGAUUAGAUUAAAUGGAAUACAUACCUCUAC